AUGUCACUUUUAACUAUCCCUAAAAAGAUUAGAAACUUCUUAUGGGGUGAACCUCCACAAGACCCAAAAGAGGCUAAACUCCUCUUCAAAAUUGAUUGCUUUGUGCUGACUUUUGUCUGUUUCAACUAUUGGGUUAAUUAUUUAGAUCGUUCAAAUUUAGCAAAUGCUUAUGUUAGUGGGAUGCAAGAAGAUUUGAAAAUGCAUGGAAAUGAGUAUAAUAUUGUGAAUACCGUCUUCACGGUAGGUUACAUUGUUGGUAUGAUUCCAAACAAUUUAAUAUUGUUGAAGGUUCAACCAAGAUAUUGGUUAACUUUUUGUUUAUUAUCAUGGGGGUUGUUGACUUUAGGUUUAUAUAAAGUGAAAAACUAUAAAGAAAUUUGUGUUAUUAGGUUCUUCCAAGCAUUAUUUGAAAGUUCAACAUUUUCUGGCUCCCAUUUGAUUUUGGGGUCUUGGUAUAAUUCUCAAGAUACUAUUGAUCCAAUAACUGGGAAAAUCAAAUCUUCAGAAUUAACUAAAAGAAGUGCCAUUUUCACAAGUUCUGGGUUAUUAGGUUCAUUAUUCAGUUCUUUUAUGCAAUCUGCUAUACAUACAAACAUGGAUGGUUUUAGAGGUUUAGCGGGUUGGCGUUGGUUAUUCAUUAUUGAUUUCAUCAUAACCAUGCCUGUUAUGAUUUUUGGAUUUAUCUUUUUCCCAGAUACUCCAGAUACUUGUAAGGCUUUUUAUUUUUCAAAAGAAGAGAUUGAGUUGGCAAAAUUACGUGUUCAUAAACCUCAUAUUGAAACAAAAUUUGGUUGGUCAGUUUUCAAAAGGGUCUUGGGAAGAUGGCAUUGGUAUUUAUUCAGUUUAUUAUGGGUAUUUGGUGGUGAAAAUGAAUCUUUUUGUACAAAUACUUUAUUUGCCCUUUGGUUAAAAUAUUUUGGUUAUUCGAUCCCUGAUAGAAAUCAUUUCCCAAUGGGUAUUUAUGGCGUGGGGAUAAUUUCAACUUUUGCUUCUGCCUUAUAUGUUGAUCAUACUGGUGGGAAAUAUCAUUGGCAUAUUGGUAUUUUCAUUUCAAUAGUGUUGAUUAUCUCUUCAAUCAUGAUUUUGGCAAACCCUCAUUCAGAUGCUGUUAUGUUUGUUGCUCAAUACAUUGCAGGCGUCUCUUAUAGUGGUCAAGCAACUUUUUUUGCAUGGGCUAAUUUAGUUUGUCAGAAUGAUUUACAAGAACGUGCUAUAGUUUUAGCCUCAAUGAAUAUGUUUAGUGGUGCUGUUAAUGCUUGGUGGUCUUUAUUAUUCUAUGCGGCAACUACUGUACCUAGUUUUAAAAAAGGUUGUUAUGCAAUGAUUGCAACAACCAUUGUUACUGGAUUUAUCUGUGGUGUUAUUAGAUUCUUACAGAAAAGGGAAUUACAAAGGGAAUUGUUGAAUUUAAAUGUUCGAAAUUCUUCUGAUCUUGAAAAUAUGGCUUCUUUUGAAGGUUCUGAGCCUAAAAAAAUGGCUCUUGAUCAAAAUAAUUUGACAAUCAAAGAGAUCCCUUCGAAAAGCUCUCAUUGA
Molecule: messenger RNA, 1533 nt
Organism: Hansenula anomala
Lineage: Eukaryota; Fungi; Ascomycota; Saccharomycetes; Phaffomycetales; Wickerhamomycetaceae
Exons: 1
Coding region: 1-1533 (510 amino acids)
Biological process (GO): pantothenate import across plasma membrane
Cellular component (GO): plasma membrane
Molecular function (GO): pantothenate transmembrane transporter activity
Source: RefSeq, a predicted model, not a curated record